AACCGAGGCAAGGUUGGUGUCUCAUUCUCAGGCCUCUGCGUGCCACGUUUCCCUAGAGAGUCGGCGUUUCAGCGGGAAUUAUGGUAGUCGUUGAUUGGCCAAUGAACGCUCGUCCCUGUCGACAGUCCGUAUCUCGCCGGCGAUGAAGCGAGCUAGGAGUAACCCGUGAUUCGCUCUGAACGUCCGCGUUUCCUUUCACAGGGCAGUGCGAAACUGUGCUCUACGACCCGAAACAGUUUCGCGGCAGCGGCCUUGAGCGAUCGGCUAUCUCGCAAUCGAUUCGCUGUUAUGCGCUUCGCCCUCCGCCGUGUCUCGUCCAGAGUGGGUGAAAGGGUCGGUGACGCAUCGAUCGACACAACACAUUGUAAAGCCUCGCGGACGGCGAUUCUUGAGGCGCGUCAACAAACAUAUUACAAAAAAGUUGCAUCGAAAGAACAACCUUUUUAAAAGCGUGGCGGACGGGGAAAGGAAGGCGUGGAGCGGGAGGGUCGUGACAGCCGCGUAGGGUUGGAGAUGCAGCGGGCGGCUAAGCGAGAAGCGUUGGGAGGAGCAGGUGGGGUGGCGGAGCACGAAUGCGAGAAAGCGGCGCUGGAGGAUGGGACAGGAGAGAGGGUUACGACCGCUACAGACGACGCUGAAGCAGUUAAAGCUGACGCCGCCGCGGAUAAAGUUCAAAGAACGGACGCCACAGGCAAUAAAGCCGAUGAUACCGCCGUUAGCACUGACGCUACAGCCGUUAAAACGGAUGAUACGGCCGAUAGAGCUGAUGAGGAAGCCGUCAAAGCUGACGCUACAGCCGUUAUAGCUGGCUCUACAGCCGUUAAAGGUGACGCUGCAAUUCCAAUAGCUAAGGCCACAACAGUAGUAGCUACGGCCACAGCCGAAGUAGCCAUGAGUUCGACAGUGCGGGUUGUGACAGUGAGGGCUGCUGGCGAGCAUAGCAUCCUGGCUGGUGUGGUUACGAAUUCAUGCGACGGAAUGAAGGGUGCUGGCGACGAGGCGAAGGUUACAGGCGACGAAACGAGGGUUACAGGCGACGAAGUGAAGGUUACAGGCGACGAAACGAAGGUUACAGGCGACGAAACGAAGAUUACAGGCGAAAAAACGAAGGUUACAGGCGACGAAACGAACGUUCCAGGCGACGAAACGAAGGUUACAGGCAACGGGACGAAGGUUACAAGCGAUGCGACGGUUACAGGCGACAAAACGAUGGUUACAGGCGACGAAGCGAGCGUUACAGGUGGCGAAGCGAAGACUACAGGCGGCGGAGCCAAGGGUGCAGCAGCAGGAGGAGUAGAGAGCAGCACUGUCGCGCUUAAGGCAAGCGAUGAGAGAGCAGAGGAAGACACGGCGGAGCGAGCUGAAAUCGAGGCUUCAGGCGAGGAAUCGAAGGCUACAGGCGACGAGGUGAAAUUUACAGGCGGCGGAGGCAAGGGCGCAGCAGAAGGAAUGGGGAGCAGCGGCACGGUCAAGGCAGGCGCUGAGAGACCAGAAAGAGGCAUGGCGGAGCGAGCUGACAUUGCAGUGGCGGUGAUCCAAGCCACUCCUCGCGAGGACGUGAAGGGUGCGGAUGGAGGGGCUUGGACUAGGCAUGUCACGGGUAAGACGAUCGGUGGGGCAAGAGGGAGGGACAUGGGGAAGCGAGUCACAACUUCAGUGGGGGCGAUGAGGGCAGCAGGCGACGUCAUGAAGGGGGGAGACUGGCACCGAGGCGAGGACGUGCAGGGUGGAGCAGAAGCAAGCAUUGGUGGUGCAGGGGGGGUGGUGAUGGAGGGAGGUGGAGAGGGCGAGGCCGGGCGAGGGCGGAAGGGGGGCCGGGGCAGUGAGGUGAGUGGAUGUGGAGGUGCCACGGUGAAACAAGAGCAGACGGCGAGGAGGGAGGAGGGGAAGAGGGAGGAGUUUGGCGUGAAGGAUGUGGUGGAAGAAGUGAGGAAAGGGAAGAGCGGUGGUGAUGCGAUGCGCGGCGGUGAGGAGGGCGCGAAGGAGGGAGACUUGAGUGGGGAGGGGAAGGGUGCGAUGGGAGACUUACUGGAGGAGAAGGGCGGCACGGAGGAGAAGAAGGGCGGCACGGAGGAGAAGAAGGGCGGCAUGGAGGAGAAGAAGGGCGGCACGGAGGAGAAGAAGGGCGGCAUAGAGGAGAAGAAGGGCGGCAUAGAGGAGAAGAAGGGCGGCACAGAGGAGAAGAAGGGCGGCAUGGGGGAGAAGAAGGGCGGCAUGGAGGAGAAGAAGGGCGACAUGGAGGAGAAGAAGGGCGGCACGGAGGAGAAGAAGGGCGGCAUAGAGGAGAAGAAGGGCGGCAUAGAGGAGAAGAAGGGCGGCAUAGAGGAGAAGAAGGGCGGCACAGAGGAGAAGAAGGGCGGCAUGGGGGAGAAGAAGGGCGGCAUGGAGGAGAAGAAGGGCGACAUGGAGGAGAAGAAGGGCGGCACGGAGGAGAAGAAGGGCGGCACAGAGGAGAAGAAGGGCGGCACGGAGGAGAAGAAGGGUGGCACGGAGGAGAAGGAGGGCGGCAUAGAGGAGAAGAAGGGCGACAUGGAGGAGAAGAAGGGCGGCACGGAGGAGAAGGAGGGCGGCACGGAGGAGAAGAAGGGCGGCAUGGAGGAGAAGAAGGGCGGCACAGAGGAGAAGAAGGGCGGCACGGAGGAGAAGAAGGGUGGCACGGAGGAGAAGGAGGGCGGCAUAGAGGAGAAGAAGGGCGGCAUGGAGGAGAAGAAGGGCGGCACGGAGGAGAAGGAGGGCGGCACGGAGGAGAAGAAGGGCGGCAUGGAGGAGAAGAAGGGCGGCACGGAGGAGAAGAAGGGCGGCACGGAGGAGAAGAAGGGCGGCACGGAGGAGAAGAAGGGUGGCACGGAGGAGAAGAAGGAGGUGGAGGAUGAUAGUGGAGGGGAGAGGAAGGGUGAAGAAUGGACGGCUGAGGCAAGGGACGAGGAAGGUACCAAGGGAGAAGGCGGGGCGGGUGGUCGUGGAACGAAAGGCGCAGUCGCAGGUCCACGGAUGCGGGAGGGUGGAGGCGUAGACGACUUUGUGGGAGGAGGGGAGGGAAGGGGUGAGGAAGAUAGAAAGGAAGAUCAGAUGGUAAAGGAAGAUGAGAUGGUAAAGGAAGAUGAGAUGGUAAAGGAAGAUGAGAUGGUAAAGGAAGAUGAGAUGGUAAAGGAAGAUGAGAUGGUAAAGGAAGAUGAGAUGGUAAAGGAAGAUGAGAUGGUAAAGGAAGAUGAGAUGGUAAAGGAAGAUGAGAUGGUAAAGGAAGGUGAGAUGGUAAAGGAAGGUGACGGGGAGGCGGAGGACGGUGCAAGAGCGGAGGAAUCUGUUGGAUUAGGGGAGGGAGGUGGUGAGGGGCAGAGAGACAGCGUGAGGAAGGGAGUGGCAGAGGCUGCAGAAAGUGGAAACGUGGGUAGGCGGUUAAGGGAAGAACACGCUUGUGAUUUGAUGAUGGGGAGGGAGGUGAAGGUGAAUGGGAGGGAUGAGGGGGAGAGGAGGGAGCAGGAGCUGAGAGAUGAGAAGGGGAGGAGGGAGGAGGGAAAGGAGAGAGCCGGGGGGGAGAAGGAGAGCGGGGAAGAGAAAAUGGGGGGGAGGGAUGGGGGAAAUGAGGGGGGGAAGAGGAAGUGGGGAGAAGAGAGGAGGAGUGGGAAGGAGGGUGGUGAUUUGAGUGGGAAGGAGGAGGGAGGUAAUGUGGGUGUUGAGAAGGGCACUGGUGUGUGUGCGAAGGAGGGAAGUGGUUUGCCACAGGAUGCGGGUGUGGUUGGGGCAGGAGGAGUUGAGAGAAGGCGAUCAGACGGACGGGAGGAGGAGAAGAAGGAAGGCAAGGACGAAGGUUGGGAGGUGAAGGGCAAGCCGUGCUGGGGUGAGGGAGGAGGGGAGGCUGAGAGGAAGGGAGAGGAGGGAAAUGAGGAGGUGGGGCAGAUGUUAGGGGAGAGUGAGGGAGCGAGGGUGAUUGGAAACGCAGCAGAAGGCGAUAAAAAACUCCAAGUGGGAAGGGAGGAGAAGGUUGUGGAAGGAGAGGAAAGGGAGAAGGUUGGGAAGGGUGGCGAGUGGUUGGAGAGGGCGGAUGAGGCGAUGGGAGGCAGUGGAGAGAUGGCAGGCGAGGGGGGGAAGGAGGAAGAGAAGAGGGCGGAUGGGGGGCAGGGGGAGGUGACAUAUGGGGAGGGAGAGGCGCGGGCUGAGGAGAAAGUGGAGGAGGAGGAGGAGACGAAGAGGGAGGAGAGUGAGAACAGUGGGCAUGGGCAGAAGGAUGACCCAGCAGAAGGGUGCGAUGGGAGGACGGAAGGGUGGGAUGAGAGGGCAGUAAACAUGGUGGAAGAAAAGAAAGGCUAUAGCGAAGGGGGUAGGAUGGGGGGGAAGGGAGACGGAAAGGAGGAGUUAAAGAAGAAAAGGGGGGAGGAGGUAAAGGAGAAAGGGGAGGAGGAAGUAAAGGAAAAAGGAGAGGAGGAAAAGGAGAAAGGGGACGAGGAGUUAAAGGAGAAAAAGGAGGAGGAAGUAAACGAGAUUGGGGAGGAGGAGGUAAAGGAGAAAGGAAGGGAGAAAGGGGAAGAGGAGAAAAAGGAGAACGAGGAGGAGGCUAUGGAGAAAAAGGAGGAGGUAAAGGAUGAAGGAGAGGAGGAUGAGAGGAGGGACGGAGGGGAGGUUUUGGGGAACCAGGGACGCCAGGGAGUGGCGGGCAGGACGGAGGAGGGCAGGAAGGAGGAGGGCAGGACGGAGGAGGGCAGGAAGGAGGAGGGCAGGAAGGAGGAGGGCAGGACGGAGGAGGGCAGGACGGAGGAGGGCAGGACGAAGGAGGGCAGGAAGGAGGAGGGCAGGAAGGAGGAGGGCAGGAAGGAGGAGGGCAGGACGGAGGAGGGCAGGAAGGAGGAGGGCAGGAAGGAGGAGGGCAGGAAGGAGGGCAGGAAGGAGGAGGGCAGGAAGGAGGAGGGCAGGACGGAGGAGGGCAGGAAGGAGGAGGGCAGGAAGGAGGAGGGCAGGACGGAGGAGGGCAGGACGGAGGAGGGCAGGACGGAGGAGGGCAGGACGGAGGAGGGCAGGACGGAGGAGGGCAGGACGGAGGAGGGCAGGAAGGAGGAGGGCAGGAAGGAGGAGGGAGGAGGAGGGCAGGAAGGAGGAGGGCAGGACGGAGGAGGCAGGACGGAGGAGGGCAGGACGGAGGAGGGCAGGACGGAGGAGGGCAGGACGGAGGAGGGCAGGACGGAGGAGGGCAGGAAGGAGGAGGGCAGGAAGGAGGAGGGCAGGAAGGAGGAGGGCAGGACGGAGGAGGGCAGGAAGGAGGAGGGCAGGAAGGAGGAGGGCAGGAAGGAGGAGGGCAGGAAGGAGGAGGGCAGGAAGGAGGAGGGCAGGACGGAGGAGGGCAGGAAGGAGGAGGGCAGGAAGGAGGAGGGCAGGACGGAGGAGGGCAGGACGGAGGAGGGCAGGACGGAGGAGGGCAGGACGGAGGAGGGCAGGAAGGAGGAGGGCAGGAAGGAGGAGGGCAGGAAGGAGGAGGGCAGGAAGGAGGAGGGCGAGGGUGAAAUGACAGCAAGGAAUGAAGCGAAGGUGAUCCGGUGUGGCGAGCUGGAGCGACAAGGGAGUGAGUGGGAGGAGAAGGAGACACACAAAUCACCCCAGAAGACACAGGAGGGGUCGUCUGGGCCUCUCUCCAGCGCGGCUACCCACGACUGGGCUGCUGUGGUUGCUGCUGUUACCCAGUCUCCUCUUGCCGCUGCGCUUACUCCUAGCGCAACAAGCGACCCUGUUGUUGCUCCUGCUGCUCCUGCUGCCGCUGCUGCUGCUUCCGUGCUUCUCACUGCUGCUGCUACCCAAAACUGGGCUGCUGUGGUUGCUGCUGUUACCCAGCCUUCUAUUGCUGCUGCUCCCCCUGCUGCUGCCGCUGCUGCUGCUCCUGCUUUUCACUCCCCAAACAUCUCUGCUGCUCCUCCUGCUGCUGCCGCCGCUGCCGCCGCUGCUGCUGCUGCUGCUGCGGAUGGUGCUGUUUCAGGCCCUGCUGCCGCUUCCCCCGAGGAUCACACAGCUAAGCCGUCUGAUCUUUCCAGCAAGGACGCUCAUGGGGAACGUGUUACAGCUGCUGCUGCUGCCCGUGCUGCUGCUGGUGCGGAUGCUGGUGCUGAUGCUGGUGCUGAUGCUGGUGCGGACGCUGCUGUUCCAGGCCCUGCUACCGCCUCUCCUGAGGACCACGCGGCUAAGCCUUGUGAUAAUGGCAGCAAUGGCGCUGACCCUGCUACUGCUGCAGAUGCAGCAGAUGCUGGUUGUUCCACCGCUGCGGCCGCUGCUGGCGAUGCUGCCGCUGCUAGCGAUGCUGAUGGCAGUGUUGCUGCUGCUGUUGAAUUUAGUGCUGAAACGAGGAUGGAUAUGAGGGCUAAAGUUGGUGUGCAGAAUGCAACAGUAGAUGCUGAGAGUGUUCCACAGCCCUCUCCUUCCACGUUCAACGAAUCAGCUCCCACUCUUAAGAGAGAAGAAGUGAUUCUGACUCGUGAAACUGACGCUGAGACUGCUGCUGCAAAUAGUACCGACGCCGCUGCUGCUGAUGCCGCUGCUACUGAUGCCGCUGAUACUGAUGCCGCUGCUGCUGAUGCCGCUGAUACUGAUGCCGCUGCUGCUGAUGCCGCUGAUACUGAUGCCGCUGCUGCUGAUGCCGCUGAUACUGAUGCCGCUGCUGCUGAUGCCGCUGCUACUGAUGCCGCUGCUGCUGCUGAUGCUGCUGCUGGUGCUGCUGCUGCUGCUGCUGCUGCUACUGAUGCUGCUGCUACUGACACUUAUAACAUUACUGCUGAGAUUGCUGCUGCUUCUACUGCUGCUGCCUCCUCUGAUGCGACUAAAUCUCCUGAUGCUGCUGGCGCUGCUGUUGCUGUUGCUGAUGCUGAUGCUGCUCCAAGUGCAGAUGCUGGUGCUUCAGGUGCCACAGCAGCAGGUGCCUCAGGUGCCACAGCAGCAGGUGCCUCAGGUGCCACAGCAGCAGGUGCCUCAGGUGCCACAGCAGCAGGUGCCUCAGGUGUCACAGCAGCAGGUGCCACAGCAGCUACAGCAGGUGGUACAGCUGUGAGCGCAGCUCUCCCCCCAAAAAGAGUUCGCCUCACCACAGCUUAUCUGCGGAGGAUGCUCGCUGUAAAGAUCAGCGAAGGAGGGAGUGUGAGAGGGGCAAGAGGAGGAGGAGGAGGAGGAGGAGGAGGAGGAGGAGGAGGAGGAGGAGGAGGAGGAGGAGGAGGCAGUUCAGGGCGAGUAGCAGGUGGAGGGGGGAGUGCAAGCAAGGGCCGUGUGAAUGGGCGUGCACCAUCAGCAUUGCUGCCACCCGCCACCCACCUCUCUCCAGCUGAGGAGCAGCAGGCUCUCGCUUUCCUCUUGGCCCAACCCCCCACUCGUUCCCCCUUCACUGCCCCUCCCUCCUCUCUUCCCUCGCUCCUUCCUGCCCCUUUGCCUCCUUCCCGUCCUCUGGCUCCCAGCCAACACCCGGUCACAGCAGCAGCGGCACCAGGGGCACCAGGGGCAGCAGCAGCAACACCACCAGGAGUAACAAGCUCCACGCCAGGUUCCACUGUACCAUCUCAGAUCUGUUCUCCCCACCUCUCAACUCCUCCUGCUCUCCUCUCCCUCCCACCUUCCUUCCGCUCUCCCACCAUCCCUCCCACUGCCCUCCACGCACCAACCCUGCCACAUGAAGCCACAGCGCCAGCAGCACAGCCACAUCUCAACGCCCUCCCCCACCACCCCAGUCACGACUCUCUGCCCCCCACUGUCUCCUCUCCCCCCCGAGCCUCUGCCUCGGCCCACACGGACCUGAAUGCUGCUCCAGUAGCAGCUUCGGAAUUAAGUUCGGGUGCAGGCUUGGGAGCACGCGUGGGUGGAGGCGUGGGAGGUUGUGAAGGAGGGGAUGUCGGGAGAGGUGCGAGAGAGGAGGAGGAGGAGAGAGUGGAGGAGGGGAGGAGAGUGGAGGAGGGGAGGAGAGUGGAGGAGGAAAGGAGAGUGGAAGAGGGACGGAGGGUGGUGCAGAGACUGCAGGGGAGGAGGGGGACUGGGAAGGAUUUCUGGAAGAAGAUUGAUGAUGAGAUCGACUCUCUCAUUCUGCCGCACCUCUGCCCGCCUCUCCGCUGCUCUGCCCAGCACAUGGCCCCUCCCCCACAGCGAUCCCUCCCACCCUCUGAGGCCGCCCCUCUCACGCCUCCACCACUCACGCCUCCACCACUCACGCCUCCACCACUCACGCCUCCACCACUCACGCCUCCUCCUCUUGUGCCUCUUCCUCACACCCCUCCGUUUCCUCCUCCCUCUGCUCCCCUCUCCAAUCCCACUGUUCCCCCUGCACCCUCGAUGCUCCAAAUGCUUCACAUCCCCCCUCUCACUGCACCCAGCCCAGCCCACUCUCAUUUCCCACACCUACAUGCCCACCUACAUCCCCACUCACAUCUUCACACACGGCCUUCCGACACUCUCUCUGGCCAUGCCUCAGCAUCUGGUGCCCCCACUGCGGGCCUGGCAAGCAGCAGUGGUCAGCCCACCAGGCAGCAGCAGAGGCCUCAGCAGCAGCCCCACAACCACUCGUCGCUGGUUGAUCCACUUAGCAGGCUCCCCAUCCAUCCCAUCGCUGCAUUCCCCUCCCUCAUCCGCCUCCCCUCCUGCCCCUCCCUCGACUCCCUCCUUGCCUCUCUGCUCCCUCACUCAAACGAGACUUCUGGUAGAGAGCUGCCGGGCCAAGGGCAGGAAGUCAGAGAGGGGGCAUGCAGUGGUGGGGCCAACAACGCUCAUGGGAAUUCUCUGGGAAGAUAUGAGGAGUUUUUUCUGCCCCCAUUUCCUUGGCUCUCGAAGGGUGCUUCUGCUGCUGCUGCAAAGCCGGUUCGGGCACGUGACCGAUCCCGGGCAGCUGAAAAGGUUUCUGGCAGCUUGGACAAAGAGUUUUCACAGAAAGGGGAGACAGAAGGCAGCGUUGGGAUGAGGGCAGGCAUGGAGAAGGAUGGCAAGGAGGGCAGUGAGAGCACGCAUGGCAGUGGCGGUGGGCUAAGUAGAUUGCUAAACAAAGAGCGGAAGUUUAAGCGGUUGAGAGCGGAAAAUGGGGAGGGAAGUGGUGGGCGUGAGGAAGAGGAAUGGACGGAGGAGAGUGAUGAGCGAGAGGAGGAAGCGGAGGCGGAGGAGGAGGAGGCGGAGAAGGUGGAAGAUGAGGAGGAGGCAGAAAAGGUGGAAGAUGAGGGGGAGGGUGAGGAGGGCGAGGGAGAGGGCGAUGAAGGGGAGGAGACAGAUGAUGAGGCGCAGGGGAGGGGGGUGGAACGCCAUGGGCAUGAGGGGGGCAGUGGAAUGGGGGGUGCCAUGGGAGGCACUGGAGCAGGAGAGAACAGGGAGGAAGCUUAUGAGGCUGAUGACGCUGAUGCGGCCGAUGAUGCUGAGUUGGCAGCGUUGGGAGCGCUGGCUGCUCUGGAUGGCCGGGCUGCUCUGGAUGGCCGUGCUGCUCUGGAUGGCCGUGCUGCAGAUCAGGCUACUGAUGCUCAUAACGCGGGCGGCCACGUCUCCCUGCGUGACCACACCCAUGCUGCCCUUCAUCCUCGUGUCCAGCCCCAGCCCCAUGCCCAUGCCGCACUGCCCACUCUCACCCAUGCUCAAGCCCAUGCUCAAGCCCAUGCCCAUGCGUCUCUCUUCCCACCGGUUAGCGCGCUCGCCCCGCCCCAUGGCCCCCUCGCCCUGCCUGCACCUUCCUCCGCAGCUCCCCCUGCCCAUGGCAAGCCAGGCCCGCCGCAGGGGCUAGCGGCACGGGGACCCGCGGCGAGGGGAGUGGCUAAUGGGAUGGGUAGAGGCGUGGAGGAACGAGGGAGAGGGGAGGGAGGACGAGGGAGAGGAGGGCGGAGAGGUGGAGGAGGGAGAGGGGAGGGAGGGAGAGGGAGUGGGAAGGGUGCUGGUGGGAGGGGUGCAGGAGAGGCUGCCACUCCUGCUGCUGCUGCUGCUGCUGCUGCAGGGGCAGCAGGUGCUCAUCCCGCUUCACCUGCACCUGCCCGUCUGAUGCACUCCCCUCUCACUGCUCCCCACCCCAUGCCUCACGCUGCACCCCAUGCUGCUGUUGCUGCUGCUGCUGCUGCUGCUGCUGCUGCUGCUGCUGCUGCUGCUGCUGCUGCUGCUGCUGGUGACACUGGUAAUGUGGGUGGCUUGACGCCUCUGGUUCUCCCCCCGCCUGAGUUCAAGCCCAGGCGAACCUCCUCCCUCUCCUCCUCCUCACCACUCCUCCGGCCCCCUCCUCUCCUCCUUUCGUCCUUCUCUCCUCUCCCUCCCGCUGCCACUGCGACAGCAGCAGAGCCGGGCGAGGCUGCGAUGAAGAUAUCUCUGGUUGGAUCUGGGGAGGGGAAGGCUUUUCUGGGCGCUGGGAGGGCGAAGGGCAGAGGGGAUGGCGGGCAGUUGGGAGGCGGCCAGGGGAAUAUUUCUCGCCUCUCUGCUCUCGCUUCGGCACUAGCAGGAGCAGGAUCAGCAGGAUCAGCAGGAGCAGCAGGAGCAGGAGCAGCAGCAAGGGGGGCAGGAGGGGGAGCAGCAGCAGCAGCAGUGGUGGCGGUGGAGGAGGAGGAGGAUGCGGUGGCUGCUCUGGCUGCCAUGGCCAGUGCUGCUGCUGCCCUGGCUGGUGGCCUCGAGAACGUGGCUGAAACACGCGAUGCUCGGGACGAGCCGAGUGCGCGGGGUCCAAAGGGCGGGAAGCAAAGCAGCGCAGGUGCGGAUCCUUCUGCCUCUCCCGCUUCUCGCGCUCGUGGUGCUGGUGCUGCUGGGGUUGCAGGCAGCAGCGGCAAGCAGGUAAGUGGUCAUGGGCGUGCCAAGGGGGAGGCAGCAGCAGGGGCAGGUAAGGUGCGUGGUCCUAAUGCAGGAGGGAAGGCGGAGGGCCCUGCUGGGAAGCCAGCAGAAGGAGCAGCAGCAGCACCAGCAGCAGCGGCGGCGGCGGCCGCUGCCAGAGGCGGCAGUUCAAAGCUUGGGAAGAAGCACAAGGGCCCUUCAGCAGUGCGGAAGCUGAGUGUGGCGGGCGCAGAGGGGGCGCCUGUAGCAACUGGAGGCAGUGUGGCUGGCCGUGGCGGUGCUGCUGCUGCUGCUGCUGCUGCUGCUGCGAGGCAGGAGGCGGGGGGCAUGCUGGGCCACCUGGCUGCUCUGCUGGAGCACAGCAGCGCAGGAGGAGAGGGUGGUGCGGGUGGGGGGGCUGAUGGGGCUGAUGGGCUUACUGCUGGCGAGGUAGCAGGUGGGGUAAGGGGAGCGUCACGGGGUGCAGUGGUGGCAGGAGGUGGUGGUGGUGCGGGUGGUGGGGGUGGGAAGAGAGGGAAGGGUUCUGGUGGAGUGGAGAGGAUGGAGGGGAAGAAAGGGCCAAGGGAGCGGGGCAGAGAGCAUGCCAUGGCACUGCAGGGAGCAGCAGCAGCACUGGCAGGGGCUGCUGCAGUUGGGCCUGGGGCAUUUCAGAGAACCGUAGGUGCCACUGCCGCUGCUGCCGCUGCUCUUGCUGCUGCUCCUGCUCCUGCUGCUGCUCCUGCUCCUGCUCCUGCUGCUGCUGCUGGAAAGGCCUCGCCACGUGUAGGCCCUUCCGUUGCUCCCACAGCAUCCAGACUGGGCGGUGAUAUCAAGGCUAAGGCCUCCCACACGGCUGCUACUGCUGCUGCUGCUGCCGCGGAUCACACGGGCAAGAAACGUGCCAAGGCAGGAGCAGCAGCAGGGAGGUCCCCUCUCGCCCGCCCCCUUGCCCCCCCACACGUGCCUUCUCUAGAUCGUGGCGAAAGGGGCGGAGAUGGAGGGUUGGGAGAGGCGAACCCAGUGCGAGGAGGGGGAGGAGCGGAGAUGGGUGCGGAUGGUUGGGAGGGUGCAGGGGGCGUGGGGAGUGAGGAGGCAGCAGGGGGUGCGAAGAAAGGGCGAGGCUGGCCCAAGGGCUCCAAGAAGACUGGCAAGAGAGGUGACUCCCCAGCCCCACCACCCCCUCCUGUGGCAUCACCAGCAUCAGCAUCGUUACAUGCAGCAGCGGGAAGCAGGGAAGCAGGGGCGGCAGGAGGAGCGGGAGCAGGGCGAGGUGGUGCAGGGGUGCCCCCCAAGGAGGAUGCGGCUGCUCUCAUGCUCUUCUCCCUCGCACAGUUGGCUGAGGAGGCGGAGGAGGAGGAGGAAGAGGAGGGCGAGGAGGAGGUGGGAGGGAAGGGGGCAGGUCGAGAUGGAGCAAGUGGAGCAGAGGUAAGUAACGAGGAUGCGAAUGAGUUUGCAGCUGGAGCAGCAGCAAGCGAGGGCAGGAUGUUUCGGCAAGGAGGCAGAGAUGGAGAGAUGGGAGAAGGGAGACAUCAAGAAAGUGGGAUGGGGAGUGGGAUGGAGGUGGAAAAGGGGCAGGCGGAGGAGCAGGAAGAGGAAGACGGGGCGGAAGAGGCGGAGGAGGAGAGGGUGGUGCUGGUGGUGCCGCGAAAGCGAAGGCGAACCGCAACGGAGCCUGUGGCAGUGCGAGGAGCGCAAGGGGGAAUGCCAGGUCCACAGGCACAGCGCCACACGCAGAAACUAGAGAAGAAGGGAAGGCAGAAAGCUCUGGGUAGAUCCACUGAGGCGGAGGAAGAGGUGGUCGUCGUUGAUUCCCAUUCGCGCAAAGAAGGCACUCUGCGCUCUCACUCACCCUCCCCAUCCCCACCAGCACACACAUCGCCAUCACCAUCGGCAUCACCAUCGCAAUCACCGAUGUCAUCACGACCAGCAUCACCAGCUCGCAGCGGUAGCUUCGAGGAUGCCAGUGGUGGGGGCGGUGCCGCCCUCUCCUCCUUCCCCCUUGCUGCACCUUCUGCUCCCUCUGCCACUCCGUCUGCCACCCCCUCUGCCACUCCGUCUGCGACUGCCACUGAUGACAGUGACGACGCGGGCCCCUCAACUGCUGCUGCUGGGCGCAGAAGGGCGGGCAAGGCAGCCAGGAGGCGGUACUGCGAGCAGGACGAGGAAGAGGCGGAGGAGGAGGGAGAGGAGCGAGUGGGGGGAGCGGAGGAGGAGCCGGGGGAGGCGGAGGAUGAGGAGGAAGAGGACAAGCCGAGGCGGCGGCGCAGGCAGAAGCUGCACCUGCUGCCAGAAACGCCCGUUGCCAAGGGAGGUGGGAGGAAGAAGGCUGCCAAGGGCAGGACGGGAGGGGCGGAAAGGGGGAGAGGAGAGUGAUGGUGUGACGACAGUGGGGAUGGGUGGGGGGAGAGGAGCUGCUGCUGCUGGGCGGGUCGUGGCUUUCAAUGCCACUGGUCGUCGCAGCAGCUUCAGCUGUGACUCUUGACACUGCUGCUGCUGCUGCUGCCACAGGUGCGGCUCGUUCGAAGGGAGAGCUUUGAGCCAGAGCUCUGCAUCUGCUUCCAAAGACGCCUGUUUCGACGGGAGGGGGGAGGAAGGGGGGAUGCACGGGCGGGAAGGGAGGGGCAGAAGGGGCAAGAGGAGGCGAUGGUGCACAAGGUGGGGGGGUCAGCGGUAGGAAGGGGGUCUUGUGCGCGCACCGUACGCCAGCUUUUCCAUACAUGACUAUCAGUGGCAAGGUUUGCUGAAGCUCGUUGGCUGUCUUUGUUUUUAGGUGUAAUUGAAGCCAAUCGCCCCAAUAGUGACGUGC
This is a messenger RNA of Closterium sp. NIES-67, 13513 nucleotides long. NCBI's taxonomy places the organism in Eukaryota, Viridiplantae, Streptophyta, Zygnematophyceae, Desmidiales, Closteriaceae. The record is from the annotation of a GenBank genome assembly.